This is a messenger RNA of Rotaria socialis, 1587 nucleotides long. The record is from the annotation of a GenBank genome assembly. Lineage: Eukaryota; Metazoa; Rotifera; Eurotatoria; Philodinida; Philodinidae.
AUGAGUGAGCAUUCAACAUCGACAAAAACGACGAAUUCACAUUCAUCGACGCCACUAGGCUCGGUAGCGAAUACCCUAAGUAAUCAACAUCAUCAAAAAAUUGAACCCAUAGAUUAUACUGCUGAUGAAAGUAUGAUUGCUGAUUUUAUGGCUGUUUUACCUCAGCUUGAUCCAGGUGAUUCAUCAUUAACAGCAACUUCUCCCACAUUGAAAAUGAAAGCACAAUUGAAUGAAUCAUCGAAAUCAUUGAAUAAAUUCGAUGCAUUUGCUGCUGCUGUUCAGCACCACUUACUUGCGCCAUCAUCUGUACACUCAUCUGUUCAAUCAUCGUCAUCCUCUCCACCAAGAAACCAAGUUGAUUAUCAAAAUAAUAAUAAACGUAAACGUAAAAUUGAUCGUCCAGCUCAAAAACGUAUACGUGGUUCAUACAAACUUGUUUCGCCUGAACAAAAAGUACGAAUUCAUGAAUAUGCUGAAAAACACGGUGUCAAAGCAGCGUCAAAAUUAUUUCAAGUUGCACCAUCAACCAUUGCUUCUUGGCUAUAUCAAAAACCAAACGGUGAGCGUACAUCAGCCAUACGAAAUAAGGAAGCACAUUCGCGUAUACUUGAAUGGAUUCAAACACGACAAGAAAAUGGCGAACGUGUAAAUAAUCGUGAUUUUCAUUCCUAUGCAUUAGCAACAAUGAGAGAAUUAACAGGAAAUCCAGAUUUUGCUGCAUCACGUUCGUGGUGUUCAAAUUUUAUUAAAAAAUAUAAUAUUCAACUAGAUAGUGAUAAACAAGUUGAUUCAACAUCUGCACAAUUUCGUUUUGAUUCUGUUGAUGAAAAUGCUAGUGAAAGUUCGCAAUGUUACAUGGGUGGAAAUAGUCCAGCUGACAUAUUGACAGAUGAUGAUGAUGAUGAUGAUGAUAAUGAUGAAGAUGAUGAUGGCAAUACAAAUCAUCAUAGAACAAAUAAUGGUAAUAAUCAAGCAAAUCCACAUAGUGAUCAAACAGUAAAUCCAAGUAAUUCAUUAUCACCAGUACAAAUGACAAUAACAAAUAGUAUGAAUGAUGUAUCAACAACGACACCAGUCAUAAUCAAAGUUGAACAAGAUAAUGACUUUCAUUGUUCAUCUCCGUCAUCUCCAUCAAUACAGACAUUACCAACUAAAAUGAUUGUUGCAACUAGUUUACCAGUAUCGUCAUCUUCAAAUUCAACGAAAAGAUUGACUGGUACACUUAAUCGAUUACUAAAUUCAGUUGUUAACAGACCAAAUGGACAUCAGUAUCAUCACCAUCAUCAUAAUGGCGUGUCAUUGUCGCCAUCAGCAUCGUCAUCAACAACAACAACAACAACAUUAGCUGAUUCAACAGCUAAAGAACCAAAAAUAAGUUUGGAAAUGAGUACACAAUCCAUUGAAACAUUUGUUCAACAUUUUGAUAGUUCGUUUAAUACCAUGACUUAUUUUCAAGAAAAACUUCAACAUUUACUUGUGUCUAUAGCGCAAGAACGAGAUACAUAUCGAACACUCUAUCUCAAGGAACAUGACCGUCGUAUAGCUGCCGAAUUACGACUCAAAGAGAACAACAAUACUAUUGCCUAG